GCAGCAACAAGGCAGAAUUGAACAAGAAACUCCAGACUUCAUUUCAACAGACCUUCAAGGAGAAUCCCCCCAGUGAAUUGUUUCUUUUUUCUGUUUCACUGAGCAUCCAGCUUCUGAGCACUAACUUCUUUUGUGCUUGGUAAAUCUGAUCUUGGUCUUAACAUGAGAUCCAGAGUGUUAGCUCUCCUUCUUUUGGGGACGUAUGCUUUGGGAGGAUGGUGCCUUCCACUCAAUUCUGUGUUUGUCACCUUCCCUGGAGACAUACUCAAGAACGUGACUGAUGAGGAACUAGCAGAUCGCUACCUGAAGCGUUUUGGUUACAUGGAGGAACUCCAGCGUAGCGGAAUCCAGUUCCAAGGGUCCUCCUCAAAGGCCCUGAUGAAGAUGCAGAGGCAGAUGGGUCUGGAGGAGACAGGCCUGCUGGACGAGCCCACCAUGGCUGCCAUGAAGCAUCCUCGCUGUGGGGUCCCUGAUGUGCGCAGCUACCAGACGUUCGCCGGCGACCUCAAAUGGGACCAUCAUGACGUCACAUACAGAAUCCUAAACUACUCCCCGGACAUGGAGGAGUCUCUGAUUGACGACGCCUUCGCUAGGGCCUUCAAGGUGUGGAGUGAUGUCACCCCUCUGACAUUCACGCGCCUAUAUGAUGGAACCGCUGACAUCAUGAUCUCAUUUGGAAGAGCAGACCACGGAGACCCUUACCCAUUUGAUGGAAAAGACGGUCUGUUGGCGCACGCCUACCCACCUGGCGAGGGCGUACAGGGAGAUGCCCACUUUGACGAUGACGAGUACUGGACCUUGGGCACAGGAACAGUGGUGAAGACUCGCUAUGGCAAUGCAGAGGGCGCUCUGUGCCACUUCCCUUUUGUGUUUGAGGGCAAGUCUCACUCCAGCUGUACCUCUGAGGGACGCACCGACAACCUGCCUUGGUGUGCCACUACCGCUGACUAUGACAACGACAAAAAAUAUGGCUUCUGCCCCAGUGAACUUCUUUACACGUUUGGAGGGAAUGCCAACGGAGCAGAGUGCGUGUUCCCCUUCAUCUUCCUGGGGGAGACCUACAACGGCUGCACUACGGAAGGACGCAACGACGGCUAUCGCUGGUGUGCCACCACUAACGACUUUGACAAGGACAAGAAAUAUGGCUUCUGUCCAAGCCGAGACACGGCAGUGAUUGGUGGAAACUCUGAGGGAGAGCCUUGCAGCUUCCCUUUCGUGUUCCUGGGAAAAAAGUAUGACUCGUGUACCAGUGAGGGACGUGGAGAUGGAAAAUUGUGGUGCGCCACCACUAAUGACUAUGACCAGGAUAAGAAAUGGGGCUUCUGCCCAGACAGGGGGUACAGUCUUUUUCUGGUGGCGGCCCACGAGUUUGGACAUGCCCUGGGCCUUGACCACUCCAACAUCCAAGACGCCCUCAUGUUUCCCAUGUAUAGCUACGUGGAGAAGUUCGCUCUGCACAAGGAUGACAUUGAGGGCAUUCAGUAUCUCUAUGGGCCCAAACCUGGUCCUAAUCCCACACCCCCUCAGCCCACCCCUGACCCCAGUAAGCAGCCCGAUCGCCCCGCUACCACAGCACCAACCACCACUACCCCAGCCCCUAUCGACCCUUCCAAAGAUGCCUGCAAGGUGGACAAGUUCGACACCAUCACAGAAAUAGAUGGAGACCUGCAUUUCUUCAAGGAUGGACAGUACUGGAGAAUGUCGAAUAAGGGUCUCCAGGGACCAUUCUUAAUUUCCGAGAGGUGGCCAGCACUUCCUGGCGUUGUCGAUGCUGCCUUCCAAGACCAGCUUAACAAGAAAAUGUACUUCUUCUCAGGGACCCGUUUCUGGGUGUAUACUGGUCAGAGUUUGUUGGGUCCCCGUGGCAUUGAUAAGAUGGGACUGCCCAAGAGUGUUAGCAGAGUGGAGGGAGCGCUGCAUAAAGGAAAGGACAAGGUCCUACUCUUCAGUGGGGAGAACUACUGGAGACUUGUUGUGAAGGACCAGAUGGUUGACAAAAUGGCUGUCACAAACGUGGUCUUUGGGGGUGUUCCCAGUGAUGUCACUGAUGUUUUCCUGUACAAGAGAAACAUGUACUUCGUCCGGGAACGGUUCUACUGGCGGAUGAAUGUUAACAAACAAGUAGACCGUGUGGGUUAUGUGAAGUACGACCUACUGCAGUGUUUUGACCCCUCCGGCUCUAGAUACUGAAACAUGGUCAAGGUCUGAAGACCCUAUCAGUAGAAUUCAAAUUUGCCAAUAUCACAAGGGGCAAAAGAUGAUAUUUCUGAGUAUUUAUGGUACAAUUUAGAUUGUGUGAUAAGUGAUCGCACCAUCAUCCAAACUGAUUCAACAAUGGUUAGAAUAGCCAGGUUCCCAACACUGUCAUACAUUUUCCCCUCUCAAUGAUAAUCUGUGAAAAGGCUCAUAAGUGGGCUCUACAGUCUAGUUUAGCGAAACUUUGACCAAUUGAUUGGUUACAUUCACCAGCAGAUUAGAAUCCAGGGCUCUGCUGGUAUGAUUUAUUUGUCUGCCCGGUGCAGGAGUAUCAGUGUUAACUUAAUGUGUACAUUGAUUUAAUAUACAUUUUAUUUUUGUGUUUGACUGUUAUGUUUUGUGUAAUUGUUUUUAUUUUAUUGCAAAGGGCUUGAUGCCAAUUACUUGCACUGGAUGACAUUGGUGGCAUGUCUCCUUAACUGAAAUAAUUUAUGAAAAUCAAUAGGAUUUUUCUAUUAAAAUAGACUUUAAUAAACAAAUAAUACUCAU
Osmerus eperlanus (European smelt) is the source of this 2745-nucleotide messenger RNA. RefSeq names its product matrix metallopeptidase 9 (gene mmp9). The transcript is spliced from 13 exons. Gene Ontology annotation, biological process: proteolysis; extracellular matrix organization; collagen catabolic process. Lineage: Eukaryota; Metazoa; Chordata; Actinopteri; Osmeriformes; Osmeridae. The coding region runs from base 163 to 2190 and encodes 675 amino acids. Gene Ontology annotation, cellular component: extracellular matrix. Gene Ontology annotation, molecular function: metalloendopeptidase activity; zinc ion binding. The record is from RefSeq and is a predicted model, not a curated record.